Messenger RNA from Loxodonta africana (African savanna elephant), 1093 nucleotides. RefSeq names its product interferon kappa (gene IFNK). NCBI's taxonomy places the organism in Eukaryota, Metazoa, Chordata, Mammalia, Proboscidea, Elephantidae. Gene Ontology annotation, cellular component: extracellular region. Gene Ontology annotation, biological process: defense response. The coding region runs from base 212 to 838 and encodes 208 amino acids. Gene Ontology annotation, molecular function: cytokine receptor binding. The record is from RefSeq and is a predicted model, not a curated record. The transcript has a single exon.
CGAAGUUGUUGUAAUCACCCCAAGUCAAACAAAAAGAGUCUCAGAGGCAAAGGGAAAAGGGCCACAACCCUAAGAACGGUACAAUGACGAACGAGAAAACUCCUCCCGCUGAAGAUAUUCAGAUGUAUAAAAGGCACAGGAAGUAGUGCGUAAGACUUAAAGCAUCGAUGUCAACCUCGAGUCUUGUGAAGUUUUAAGCUCAGGGUAAAAAAUGAAUGCCAAGCCUGAUGUGAUUCGAAAAUGUUUCUGGCCUAUUUGCCUAGUGGGUCUGUUCCUCACCAGCGUACUCUCUCAGAGCUGUGACUUGCUGUAUGUUCACCUGAAUAGAGUCACUUGGCAAAAUCUGAAACUUCUGAGCCAUAUGAGCAAUCCAUUUCCUGUAGAAUGUCUAAAAGAAAAGAAAGCCUUUGAGUUGCCCCAAGAGAUCCUAUCACACACCCAGCCUGUGAAAAGGCACAUCGAGGAGGCCUUCUAUGAAAUAUCCUCACAGGUCUUCAACAUCUUCAGUCAACACGCCUGCAAGUCGGCUUGGGAUGAGAAACACCUGAAACAAAUUCAAAUCGGACUUCAUCAGCAAGUGGAGUACCUGGAACGAUGCUUGGAGGAAGAAGAAAAAGAAAGUGAAGACAUGAAACAGAUGGAAGAGAAGAUCAGUGGCUCAGGAGAUAGGGAGACCCUGCUGAACAACUUGAAACUGAGGAGAUAUUUCAACAGGUUGGGCAAUUUCCUGAAAGAUAAAAAAUACAGUCAGUGUGCCUGGGAGAUCGUUCUAGUGGAAAUCAGAAGAUGUGUCUUCUACUACUUUCAGAAAUUCACAACACUACUCAGGAAGAAAUAAGGUAUAUUUUUAGAAUUAAAAUUCCAUUUUCCUCCAACAUCUCCUCCUUUUCCAUUUCUUUUUAAGGAUUCUUGUGCUCUUCUCUAAACCUGCCUUCAGUUGGAUUGGUGAUGAUUUAUGUAAUGUUUUCUGUCUCUGGAGCUUGGCCUUCCAACAUCAGUCACAUUGACCUCUCUAAGGAGAGGUAAUGCCAACCCUCCCCUGGGUGAGCAAGAGUCUUGUUAGAAAGUCAUGAGAGUGUUUUUUGGUUUUUUU